Molecule: messenger RNA, 744 nt
Organism: Andrographis paniculata
Lineage: Eukaryota; Viridiplantae; Streptophyta; Magnoliopsida; Lamiales; Acanthaceae
Exons: 1
Coding region: 1-744 (247 amino acids)
Biological process (GO): protein ubiquitination
Cellular component (GO): cytoplasm
Molecular function (GO): ubiquitin protein ligase activity; zinc ion binding
Source: RefSeq, a predicted model, not a curated record
AUGGAUGCUUCUUUCCAGCAAGUUUCCCUAACUAUGGAUGAACCUAUGGAUGGUGACAUCCUUUAUGGUUUUCAUGAUGGGUCCGAGCUCGAGAGACAAAACACUGUCACAUUCGAAUUAUCAUGCAAGUGUUUCAUCAAUGUAUGGCGGUCGCGGCCCAAUCGAGAAUCCGGGAUCUCAGAAGGAUACCUGAUGCAGGUUCCCCACCAUGUACCGAGCAUCGAGAUCACGGUCACUAGAGAUCAAUUUCGCUCCCAUAUCGAUGAAGUCUAUCAAAUCUUCAGCAAUCAGCUCCGGCAAUGGCCUAUUACUGGUGAGGGUCGACGGGAUGUGACGAUAUCUGCAUUCAGUAGACAUUUUUCAGCAGAGAAAUACGAGGUGCCGGAUUCUACCUCUCAAGGAUGCGAUAGGCUUUGGAUACACUGUGCUUUCACACUCGUUAUCAGCCAAAUUACGGACGAAGGGAGCGACGUAGAGCGGGUGCAACUGCAGUCUGCCGAGGAAGCGGAGGCACAGAUGGUUCCAGCUGCCGAGGCAUCCAUUGAGUUGUCGUUGAAGAAAGUUGUGGUGGCUGAUGAUUCGGAAGAGACUUGCUCUAUUUGCUUGGAAGUGAUGCGCGGCAGUGAAUGUGAAGCGAUGAAGAUGUCGUGCUCGCAUGUUUUCCAUGGCGAUUGCAUCCGCAAAUGGCUGAGGACAAGCCAUUAUUGCCCCGUUUGUCGAUUCGAGUUGCCGCCGGAAAAUUAA